AUGGCGGCUUUCGACCGGUACAUGGCCUUCCGCAACUUCGACGGCCCGUCAGGUUUGGCGCUGGGGCUGGAGGAGAUCGACCGCAAGAGUUCUGGCAGCUGGAUGCAGAGGCAGCUCUCCAAGCUGAAGAGCUCGUCCAGCUCGGACUCCAGCUCCAAGUCCAAGAAGGCAAAGAAGAAGGCGAAGAAGGAGAAGAAGAAGCUGAAAAAGGAGAAGAAGAAGCUGAAGAAACAGCAGAAGAAGUCGGCAGACAAGGGCGAUGCCAGCUCUUCGAAGGAGCUUCAGCAUGAUGCGCAGACCAACGACAAAGGCAUGAGCGGGUUCCGGAUGCAAGCAGAGAGGAACGCCCUUUCCGUCCCCACUGUCCUGGGGCUCUCUGUAUUUUCUGUUGCUUGUUUUGGACAUCGCACAUUUUGA
Molecule: messenger RNA, 417 nt
Organism: Effrenium voratum
Lineage: Eukaryota; Dinophyceae; Suessiales; Symbiodiniaceae
Source: the annotation of a GenBank genome assembly